AUGGGAUUCUUUGCAAGUUUCGGUAGUAGCAUAGCCUAUAACGCUAUUUUGACGACAGCUCAACGAUGGUUCCCAGAAAACGUCGGAUUAGCCGGAGGAAUGAUCGUUGGUGGAUACGGUUGUGGAGCUUUUAUUCUGUCUCCUCUUCAGACUGGCUUUAUCAAUCCGCUCGAUUAUCGAGUGAACAGCGACGGGUUCUUUACCCAGGAGGAUCUGCUUGAAAGGGUACCGCAAGUAUUCAUUGUGAUGGCAGUGGUCUUUGCACUGUUACAAACGGUUGGACUCCUAUUUGUUGGACAGCCAAUUGAGCAGCUUUACAUUGAAGACGAAGCGAUGUUGAUGAACAGCCGCGAGAAGUCCACCGCCACACAGUUGAAAUCCAGCACCUUUUGGCUAUUAUUCAUAUCACUAGCCUGUAACGCACUCUGGGUGCAGCUCGUCAGCGGAUUGUACAAGGCGUACGGUCAGAAAUUCAUCAAUAGCGAUCUGUUCCUCUCGAUGGUCGGAUCGAUGGCAUCGGUGUUCAAUGCGGGCAGCCGGAUUGUGUGGGGUGUAGCCGCUGACAAAACGUCCUAUCAAUCCACAAUGGCGAUUGUAUGCACCGUAGGAGCAUCACUUGUAUGGCUUCUUCCAACCGUACGAGCUGUCGGUGAUCCACUCUUUUUCAUAGCCGUGAUUUGCAUGAUUUUCACGUGUAUAGGAGGAACCUAUUCCCUGUUCCCAUAUAUUACGCACAAAUGUUUUGGGAGUUCAAACUUUGGAAUCGUCUAUGGAUUUCUUCAGUGCUCUUUGUCUGUAGCUGGUAUACUGGCAGGAUUACUGUCACAAUUUAUUCUGCCACUUGUCGGAUUCGAUAUUCUCUUCCUUAUCGCCAGGUAUUUGGGAUUGCAAUUUCACUUAUAA
Messenger RNA from Cooperia oncophora, 903 nucleotides. The record is from the annotation of a GenBank genome assembly. Lineage: Eukaryota; Metazoa; Nematoda; Chromadorea; Rhabditida; Trichostrongylidae.